GAAAGUCGAAAUGACGUUUGAAAUUUUCGCGCUAUUUUUUCCCGCUGAUGCCGGCUGCUGUCAAAUUUUGAAGAGGUCAGCGACAUCAACGUUCGUAUUAAAACUUAAAUUCCUUGUUUUUAACCAUAUUUCCAAGACAAAACUAACAGAUUCAUCGAAAUGUUUGAAGCACGCCUGCUCCGUAGUUCCAUCCUGAAGAAGGUCUUAGAAGCGAUUAAGGAUCUCCUCACGCAAGCCACGUUCGACUGUGAUGACAAUGGGAUCCAAUUACAGGCCAUGGACAAUUCUCAUGUUUCCCUGGUGUCCCUCACUCUCAGAGCAGAUGGCUUCGAUAAAUACAGAUGUGAUAGAAAUAUAUCAAUGGGCAUGAAUUUAGGAAGUAUGUCAAAAAUUCUGAAGUGUGCGGGAGAUAAAGACACAGUCACAAUGAAGGCGCAGGACAACGCCGACACUGUCACCUUUGUGUUUGAGAGCCCUAACCAGGAGAAGGUGUCCGACUAUGAGAUGAAGCUGAUGAACUUGGACUUAGAACACUUAGGUAUCCCAGAGACUGAAUACAGCUGCACCAUUCGCAUGCCGAGUGCUGAGUUUGCGAGAAUCUGUCGCGAUCUCUCACAGUUUGGAGAGUCUAUGGUCAUAUCAUGCACAAAAGAAGGUGUAAAGUUCUCUGCGAGCGGCGACAUCGGCUCAGCCAACGUGAAGUUGGCGCAAACCGCGUCCAUCGACAAGGAGGAGGAGGCAGUGGUAAUAGAGAUGGACGAGCCCGUCACACUCACCUUCGCGUGCCAGUACCUCAACUACUUCACUAAGGCUACGUCGCUAAGUCCGCAGGUUCAACUGUCGAUGUCAGCGGACGUGCCUUUAGUAGUGGAAUACCGCAUUCCCGACAUCGGCCAUAUUCGCUACUACCUUGCGCCUAAGAUUGAAGAGGACGACAGCUAGAUUACUAAUAUUGUUUAAUAUCCUUUAUUUUCUGAUUAUCAAGUUUAAUAAGUAUUGUGUUACAAUUUCAUUGUGAUAUGCCAGAGAUAAGUAUGUAUAAGUUGGUCCAUUUUAUAAUUAAAAAAAAAAACUAA
Molecule: messenger RNA, 1076 nt
Organism: Bicyclus anynana (squinting bush brown)
Lineage: Eukaryota; Metazoa; Arthropoda; Insecta; Lepidoptera; Nymphalidae
Gene: Pcna
Product: proliferating cell nuclear antigen
Exons: 7
Coding region: 160-942 (260 amino acids)
Biological process (GO): regulation of DNA replication; translesion synthesis; leading strand elongation
Cellular component (GO): PCNA complex
Molecular function (GO): DNA binding; DNA polymerase processivity factor activity
Source: RefSeq, a predicted model, not a curated record